This is a messenger RNA of Microthlaspi erraticum, 1137 nucleotides long. The record is from the annotation of a GenBank genome assembly. Lineage: Eukaryota; Viridiplantae; Streptophyta; Magnoliopsida; Brassicales; Brassicaceae.
AUGGCUGAGAAGUUGCUUAUCCUUGUUUUACUUACUAUAUUGAGUCUACAUGCAAAUUCUGGCUCUAUUGUCAAGUUUCUUCCUGGUUUUGAAGGUCCUCUCCCCUUCGAGCUUGAAACCGGGUAUAUCGGUAUUGGUGAAGAAGAGGAAGUGCAAUUGUUUUACUACUUCGUCAAAUCUGAGAAGAAUCCAAAAGAAGAUCCUCUUCUUCUCUGGUUAAGCGGAGGACCUGGCUGCUCAUCUCUCACUGGUCUUCUUAUUGAAAAUGGGCCUCUGAAAUUCAAAGUCGUGGAUGACUACAAUGGAGAUAUCCCCACUUUGAUUUCUACUACAUAUUCAUGGACGAAGGUGGCCAACAUAAUAUACUUGGACCAACCUGUUGGGACUGGUUUCUCCUACGCAAGAACUCAAUUUCUUGAUACACCUAGUGACUCUGGAGAAGCUAAGCGGAUCCAUGAAUUUAUUCGUAAGUGGUUUAGCAAGCAUAGAGACUUUAUUACGAAUCCUUUCUAUGUCGCUGGAGAUUCGUAUGCUGGUAAGGUUAUUCCGGCCACCGUUCAAGAAAUCUCCCAAGGAAAUGAUCUUGGCUUGAAACCUAAACUAAAUCUUGAGGGUUAUGUGUUGGGAAAUCCGGUAACAGACAUGGAAUUUGAGCAUAACCAGCGGAUUCCAUAUGCUCAUGAAAUGGGAUUGCUAUCUAAUGAUCUCUACGAGCUCCAAGAAGAUACAUGGAAGAACUCCUCCUUGCAAACCUUUCUCUUCCAUUUACUGUUGAAUGCUAUGUAUAUGCAGAAGAGCAAGAAAAGAGAGAAGAAGAGGAGAGAAGACGAAAUGAAGCAGAAGCAGCUUCUGUUGUCUAUCUUAACCCGUGAACUAUUGAAAAACCGUUACGCCGAUAACUCAAAGGAUGUCGUUGAAACGAGGAGUUUGGUAGCGAAAACAGAGACGGUCGUUAAGGCGGAGAAUGUGAAAUCACCUACAAAGCAGGGAGGGGUCAAGAGAGGAAGAGAGUCUCGUAGUGAAGAUGAAAGCCAUGAGCAUGUGUUUCUUGAUGAGCAAGAAACGUUUGCUGAAGAGACCUGUGUGAAAACCAAACGCUGCAAAUGUGGCUUUUCUGUCCAAGUUGAACAGAUGUAG